Vicia villosa (hairy vetch) is the source of this 766-nucleotide messenger RNA. RefSeq names its product 14 kDa proline-rich protein DC2.15-like. The transcript has a single exon. NCBI's taxonomy places the organism in Eukaryota, Viridiplantae, Streptophyta, Magnoliopsida, Fabales, Fabaceae. The record is from RefSeq and is a predicted model, not a curated record. Bases 56 to 442 code for a protein of 128 amino acids.
UCCUCUCAUAUAUCAUCACUCACACACCAAACCAAAGUCAUUUUCCAACUUCCAAAUGGCUUCCAAGGUUGCAAUUAUCCUUGUCCUUAACAUUCUCUUUUUCACUGCUGUAACAUCCAAUUAUGUUCCAUGUCCUCCACCACCACCAAAAGGUCACAAUCACCAUCACUCACAUCCAAAGAACCCAACAUGUCCUAGAGACACAAUUAAGUUUGGUGUGUGUGCUGAUGUAUUAGGUUUGAUCAAUGUUCAACUAGGUAAGCCACCAAAGACACCAUGCUGUUCUCUCAUUGAUGGUCUUGCCAAUCUUGAAGCUGCUGUCUGUCUUUGCACUGCUCUUAAGGCUAAUAUCUUAGGCAUUAACCUUAAUCUUCCCAUUAAUCUGAGCCUGGUACUUAAUUACUGUGGAAAGGGAGUUCCAAAGGGGUUCGUUUGCGCUUAAUUAAUAAACCUUGCUACUUGAUAUGGUUGUGCUGUGUUACUAUAUAUUCGUUAUCUUUCAUGUGUGAAUUUUGUACUUUUUGGUACAUUUUCUCUCACACUAGUUAUUUGUUUUUGCCAAUGAGCAUUUCGUUCAUACUUUAUUAUAUUGUUGUCAUUAUUGUUGUGAUGAUUGGAAACUGAAGCAAGUGUCUUCUUUUUCAGCCUCACAAUUAUGACUAUAUGGUAUUUUCAUAUUUUGUACUACUCCAUAUCUGAGAGAUAUUUCUUGUAUUAAUACAAAAAUUACGUUUAAGCAAAGACUCAUGAUUCCUUCUAUUAACUA